ACUUUGUGUAUCUUUAAGUCACAGAAAGUGUGAUAAUAUUGUAACUAUUGAAGAAGCGAAAAGUUUUUGUACAGAUGCUAAAUUUGAAAAGUUAAAAGUGGAUAUAAGACAUGUAUCAAAUGAUUUUGAUACUCUUUUAUCUCACUACACAGAAUGUUUACAAAGCAAUGAAACACAGUAUGAAGAUAAACAGAAGAUGAUAGAAAUAUCAUGCAGUGAUAUAAUUUCAAAAGUAAAAGCAAUGGAAAUAACAAAGAAAGCUGAACUAAAAAAAUUAUAUGAGGAAAAGAAACAUAUUUUAGAAGAUAGGAUGGAUACAUGUACGAAUUGUAAGAAAACUGUUCUUUCAUAUAAACAAACUCUUGAAAUAAGCAUUGAAAAAGCCCCUGAAGUGCAGAUAAUGAUUGAGGCACAAAAGAUAGCUAGUCAAAUUGAGAAAUAUAAACAACUAUUAAGAAAUUACAGAUUUGAUGGUUCCAAAAUUUUGAUUUGUUUUGGAACAGGUAUUCCAAACGCCAUUAACGUGUUUAUGAACAGUUUAUUUAAAAUAUUCAUAAGUAACGAAGUUAAAUUCCUGAAACUGUUAACAGAUGAGAGAAUUCCUGUUUUCAAUUCAGUGCAAAAAUCAUCUUUGAAUCAAUCAGUUGGAUAUUUUUGGAACCCAAAAGAAGAUAUCAAAAUCAAGUUGCAUCGACCUAUAUUUGGUACUUCAUUGGCAGCACAAAAUGUUGGAACUAAAAGUUCAUUCAGUGCAUCUCCAACAACUUCACCACUGUUAGACAGUCUCCUAUCUGCUUCAACAUUACCUGACAAACCAUUAGCUUAUCCUGGUUCUAUGGUUACUUCUGUUGCUACUGGUUCUUCAGUGCCAAAAGGAACCUUUAGUUUUAGACAACAACCUUUUACAACAGGUACUCAGUCUCCAUUCAGUUUUGGACAAGGGUCAUCGACUACUCCAGGAGGUGGUCAGAAUUUGUUUACCUCAACACAGAAGGCGUUAACAACCACUGGUUCUGCUGGGUUCAUAUUUCCAUCCCAUCAAAAAGAAAAUACUUUUGCUGGUAAAUCAUCAAAGGAGACAAGUCCUGUAAAAUCUACACCAAAAGAUUGUACAGAUGAAUAUGAACCUAAAGUUGAUUUCAAACCAGUCAUAGAUUUGCCUGAUCUUGUUGAAACAAAAACAGGAGAAGAGGAAGAAGAGGUUCUUUUCUAUGAACGGGCAACAUUAUUUAGAUUUGACGAUGGACAGUGGAAGGAAAGAGGAACUGGUGAUUUGAAACUCUCACGUCAUGAACAAACACAACGUGUUCGAUUAUUAAUGAGACGAGAUCAAGUUUUGAAAGUUUGUGCCAAUCAUUCCCUUACUAAAGAAAUGAAACUUUUCCCAAUGCAUUCUUCUAAAAAGGCAUGGUGUUGGAAUGCUCAGGACUUCUCUGAGGGAGAAAUUCAAGUAGAACAAUUAGCAGUUCGUUUCAAAGAUGAGGACCUUGCUUUGAAAUUCAAGACAACUUUUAAAAAACUGCAGUCUGAAGUUGAUCAAGUAAAAUCAAAUCAAGCGCAAAAGAGCCAGCUAAAACAGUGA
Mytilus californianus (California mussel) is the source of this 1582-nucleotide messenger RNA. Its product is annotated as E3 SUMO-protein ligase RanBP2-like. Bases 197 to 1582 code for a protein of 461 amino acids. Gene Ontology annotation, cellular component: nuclear pore; cytoplasm. Gene Ontology annotation, molecular function: GTPase activator activity. Lineage: Eukaryota; Metazoa; Mollusca; Bivalvia; Mytilida; Mytilidae. The transcript has 2 exons. The record is from RefSeq and is a predicted model, not a curated record. Gene Ontology annotation, biological process: nucleocytoplasmic transport.